Messenger RNA from Letharia columbiana, 663 nucleotides. RefSeq lists its product as uncharacterized. The record is from RefSeq and is a predicted model, not a curated record. NCBI's taxonomy places the organism in Eukaryota, Fungi, Ascomycota, Lecanoromycetes, Lecanorales, Parmeliaceae. Gene Ontology annotation, biological process: protein homooligomerization. The transcript has a single exon. Bases 1 to 663 code for a protein of 220 amino acids.
AUGACCACGCCCACGCCUGAAACAGCAUCAGCAUCAGCACCCGCACCCACACCGAGCAACACGAUGACCCUCCAAGUAGGCGAAUGCCGAUUCGUCACUCGCCCAGCAACACUGACCCGAGGUAGCGACUUCUUCGCUCGACAGCUUUCUGGCCGAUGGCCUGACAUUCAACCAGACGGAUCCUACUUCAUCGACGCAGACGGCGACGUCUUUCAGCACGUGCUGCGUUAUCUUCGCCACGAAAUCAUGCCAAUCUUCUAUGACAACGUGAAGGGGCAUGAUUACGCACUGUACCUCGCUGUCCUCGAGCAAGCCAGGUACUUCGGGGUGGAGCCACUGCAGAAAUGGCUUGAGGAGCAGAAGUAUCUGCAGGCGGUGAAGAUUGUGCAUUCGGCUAGGGUAUUGGUGGGUAUUGAGGAUGUGUCUGGGCCGACCGGGAGCCAUGUCAAGAUUGAGCACCACGUUACAUGGAAGACCAGAAAGGUGUACGUCUGCCCGCGGGCCAUCACCGGACAUAUGGGCAACCGGGACGCUUGUGGGAGAUUGUGCAGGAACGCUCGGGGUGAUGCCGAUGACGAGUAUGAGGAUGAGGAGGUUUUGAAGAUCUUGGAGGUGCGCAAAACAACUAUGUUGGAUCCGAAGAUGCGCGUUGAGCAGCGCUAG